Messenger RNA from Lactuca saligna, 396 nucleotides. NCBI's taxonomy places the organism in Eukaryota, Viridiplantae, Streptophyta, Magnoliopsida, Asterales, Asteraceae. The record is from the annotation of a GenBank genome assembly.
AUGUUUCAGGUACAUCUCAGUAUCGCGGAGUGUUACAAAGAUGAAGAAUGGCAUCCAGAUGAUGUUGAGGUGUUUGUUGAUGACAAAGAGGAUGAUGGAAGAGUUGAUGUAGGGGAGGAAGCAUGGAGUGAAGGUGAUGAUGAAGGAGUGGUUACAGUUGAUAAUGAUGUGAUGGAUGAAGGACAAGUCGAAGCAGGGAUUAAAGUUGUCGUUGAGAGAGUGGAUGAGGGAAAAAAUGAAGAUGAUGGAGUCAAUAACUUGCAAAACCAAUGUACCAAACAUACGUACAGGGAAAGGAAACAUUCUGAGAGGAUACCGAAGCUAAAGUUGAAGAAGACUGUGUAUGAAAAAGAUGGUAGUGAUUCCAGUGCUACCAAACCUGUCAAGUUGGAUUAG